AUGGCGUCGGUGAACCUGGCGGAGAGGAUGCAGAAGCCGGCGGUAUGCUUCACGGUGUUUGGUGAGACGCACAGAGGUGUGCUGCAUGGCGUGGACAACAACUUCAACGCCGUCCUUGACAAGAGCGGAGAGCAGCGAGAGCUUUGCUUCGUCCGCGGGGAGACCGUUCUGUACAUUGGCUUCAUGGACGAGGAAGAGAAGAGGAAGGAGGGUAGCGGUGGGGAAAGCACGAACAGCGUGUAA
This is a messenger RNA of Trypanosoma cruzi, 243 nucleotides long. Its product is annotated as U6 snRNA-associated Sm-like protein LSm6p. Gene Ontology annotation, molecular function: RNA binding. The transcript has a single exon. Lineage: Eukaryota; Euglenozoa; Kinetoplastea; Trypanosomatida; Trypanosomatidae. The record is from RefSeq and is a predicted model, not a curated record. Bases 1 to 243 code for a protein of 80 amino acids.